CGUCACUGGGCGACAUAAGUCCCACAAUGCAGCGUCAUUUUCAGCUAAACUGAGUGACUUUAUGUCCUCUGACAGUGAACAACUUUAAACAUACCUCCUGAUUCUCCUCAGUUCUCUAGUGUCCAUCCUUUCAGCCUGUGGCUGUGGGAUCAGGAUAACGACUAAUAAACUAAUAAUGGAUCCUGAAUCUGAACAUCGCCUUCUACGUCAAAUCAACAUUCAAAAUGACAACUUGAGCCCUGUUAAAAUGACACAGAGUCUGUGUUGUCGGAGACCCAGCGGCUCACCAUUAACUUCACCCAGUAAGUUUGGAGACAGAUUCAUCCCGACCAGAGCAGGGGCCAACUGGAAUAUCAACUUCCACAGGAUCAAUGAAAAUGAGAAGUCACCAAGUCAAAACAGAAAGACAAAGGAUGCUUCUUCUGAUAAUAUCAAAGCAGAUGGGCUGGCCUACUCUGCCUUAUUGAAGAAUGAGCUGCUAGGAGCAGGAAUAGAAAAGAUCCAGGAUCCGCAGACAGAGGACAGACGUCUACAGCCUUCGACCCCUGAGAAGAGGAGUCUUUUCUCUUACUCACUUAAUACAAAAAGGUCAUCACCAGACGAAGGCAUCAACAUCUCCCCCUACUCUCUAUCACCUGUCAGCAUCAAAAGUCAGAAGUUGUUGCGUUCACCAAGAAAGCCAACUCGGAAGAUCUCCAAGAUACCCUUUAAAGUCUUGGAUGCUCCAGAGCUGCAGGAUGACUUUUACCUUAAUUUGGUGGACUGGUCAUCUCUCAACGUGCUCAGUGUCGGCCUGGGCACAUGUGUUUACCUGUGGAGUGCCUGCACCAGCCAGGUAACAAGGCUAUGUGAUCUAUCAGUGGAGGGAGACUCAGUCACAUCAGUUGGGUGGUCUGAAAGGGGUAACCUGGUAGCAGUGGGGACGCACAAAGGCUACGUUCAGAUCUGGGAUGCGGGUGCUGGGAAGAAACUCUUUUCUCUGGAAGGACACACGGCCAGAGUUGGAGCAUUAGCCUGGAAUGCAGACCAGUUGUCUUCAGGGAGCCGUGAUCGUAUGAUUCUUCAAAGAGAUGUACGGACUCCCCCACUACAGUCAGAGAGACGGCUACAGGGACAUAGGCAGGAAGUGUGUGGCUUGAAGUGGAGCACUGACCAUCAGCUGCUCGCCUCUGGUGGCAACGACAAUAAGCUGCUGGUGUGGAACCAUUCCUCACUGAGCCCAGUGCAAGUAUACAUGGAUCACCUGGCUGCAGUGAAAGCCAUUGCCUGGUCUCCCCACCAACAUGGCCUGCUCGCCUCUGGGGGCGGCACUGCUGACCGCUGCAUUCGAUUUUGGAACACCCUGACGUCUCAGCCACUGCAAUGUAUGGACACCGGCUCACAGGUCUGCAACCUGGCCUGGUCCAAGCAUGCUAAUGAGCUGGUGAGCACCCAUGGCUACUCUCAGAACCAGAUCUUGGUGUGGAAAUAUCCAGCGCUCACCCAAGUAGCCAAACUCACAGGUCACUCCUACAGAGUGCUCUACUUGGCCAUGUCCCCGGACGGUGAGGCGAUCGUCACAGGAGCUGGAGACGAGACGCUGCGUUUCUGGAAUGUGUUCAGUAAAACAAGGUCAACAAAGGAAUCUGUAUCGGUUCUAAAUCUCUUUACCAGGAUACGGUGACUUUGAAAAAAUAAUAUAAAAAACUCUAUUGACUGAUGAGUGUCACCACUGGACAACUCAUCACCAUGGUGCUAAGAACAGACAGAACAAACUAAGGCAUUUCGUUCAUUUUUUUCACAGAGGAAAUGGCAGCGAGAACUACUUAACGAGUGUGAUUUUCUUUUAAUUUUUUAU
This is a messenger RNA of Scomber japonicus (chub mackerel), 1837 nucleotides long. RefSeq names its product fizzy-related protein homolog. The transcript has 14 exons. The record is from RefSeq and is a predicted model, not a curated record. The coding region runs from base 176 to 1663 and encodes 495 amino acids. Gene Ontology annotation, biological process: positive regulation of ubiquitin protein ligase activity; positive regulation of anaphase-promoting complex-dependent catabolic process; anaphase-promoting complex-dependent catabolic process. NCBI's taxonomy places the organism in Eukaryota, Metazoa, Chordata, Actinopteri, Scombriformes, Scombridae. Gene Ontology annotation, molecular function: protein binding; anaphase-promoting complex binding; ubiquitin ligase activator activity. Gene Ontology annotation, cellular component: anaphase-promoting complex.